AGUUAAGUACCACUUAGCUCUCCUCUCUCUUUCUCUCUCUAUAAUCUCUCUCUCAACCUCCACUAUUGUAACGAAUGCGGUUUUCUGGCAUUGACUCGUGGCGGAGCUGAUCUUUUAUGUUGUUUCCAAACAAGGAAUACUAUGUACAGAUCGGAAGGUCAAAAGAGUGUAGAAAUUCAGUUACAAGCAGUUGAUGGGGUGAUUUAUCUCACAAAUAAGGGGUAAUUGGUUGGACACAUCCAGUGGAUGAUGGAGCAGGGGAGGGGAUCUUCAAUGCCCUGGGAGAAGGGAGUUACACAGAAUGGAAAUUUAUGGAUUCCAUCUACACCUGGCAAACCACUUUUGCAGAGUUCUAAUAAUGCGCGGUCUGAUGUGCAACAGAGUCAGAUUGGGCAACAAAAUUGGGAUGUGUAUGAAGAUGUUUAUCGGAAUAAGCAACUUCAUAGUUUUGAUCUAAACAGAAGUGAAGGUCCAAGCUACACGGAGCAUAACCAUGACACCUGGAUUAUGGGUCAGGGGAGGGGAUCUUCAGCACCCAGGGAGAAGGGAGUUACACAGAAUGGAAAUAUAUGGAUUCCAUUGACACCUGAAAAACUGGUUCUGCAGAGUUCUAAUAAUGCCUCGUCUGAAAUACAACAGAAUCAGAUUGGGCGGCAAAAUUGGCACAAUUUGGUUGAUGUGUAUGAAGAUUUUUUGCGGAAUAAGCAACCUCAUAGUUUUGAUCUAAACAGAAUUGAAAGUCCAAGCUACACGGAGCAUAACCACAAAGGUGUCCCUCCAGCUGAAAACUAUAGCAGGCUGCAGCCGAAUUUGCCUGCAACUGGGAAUUUGGGGUUGAAUGGCAAGGUGCAGACUAGUCAAGCUGUUGCUUCUGUUGAAGCCUAUAAUAGCUUUCCAUUGAACUCUGACCGAAAUGGCUGCACAGGGGUGGAUGACUUGCAGCUCAAUAACCAAAAUAUUAGCAUUUUACAGAAGCUCAGAUGCUUGAAUCACAAUGCAGGAAGAAUUGGCUCUUAUGUGCAGAAUUCAGGUGAAGUUGUUUCCAAUCAGGAGGUUAGUUCAUUUGCAGACUUAAUGUGCAUCGUGAAUGCUAAGCGUUCCCCUCCAUCAAAUGGAUCACCGUACAGAAGCUCUUUUUUGGAGGGCAAGCCUGCCGUCCCUAGUCCAGUUUCUAAAGUUGAAAGCAAUCACCCUUACGCAUCACUUGGUGUCAGAGCACAGAAAAAUCACAUUUUGCAGGGGAGCAAUCAGGUGGGUUGCACAUCAGUUGGUGUGAGAGCCCAGCAAAAUCACAUUUUGCAUGAAAGCAAUCACGUGGCUUAUGCAACGGUUGGUGCUGGAUUCCCGCAGAGUCACAUUUAUUAUGAAAACCAUGACGGUGGUGGUUACAACCAACAAGAGAUUCUGAACAGUAGACCUUUAGUGGCCAAAUCAGCCCUAAAUUUGACACCAAGAUCAGAAGCUAGGGAAUCCUCAAGUGGUUCAAGGUCCUUCCCAGUAGGGCCGGUAACACCAGCCCAACAAAAGCAGUUCAAGACUCACCAGAUCAUUCAAGUGCCACAGUUGUUGAUAGAAAACACAUCAACCCCAGAAAACUGUAUCCUUGGAAGUGUUGUCUUAUCUUCAGCACCUGAAAUUAUUGAGAAAGAGCAUGGUGACAUUUUAGAUAAAUCUAUGGGUAUAUCAACUGCGGCAAUUUCAACAUCUCCCCAGGAAAUGAAAUGUUCUGAUGGUGGUAAUGGAGGAAUUGAUCUGAACAAGACACCACAGCAGAAAACUCCCAAAAGAACAAAACACCGACCCAAGGUAGUGGUUGAAGGGAAACCCAAACGAUCACCAAAGCCUGCUUCUACAAAAAGCAACACUGCUGAUGGAACUCUUCCAGCAAAAAGGAAGUAUGUGUGGAAAGAUGGCACCAAAAACUCAACUCCUCCAAUGACUGAUACACUAAAAGUAGUUGAAGCAUCUGAUAUGAGGCCUGCGACGAAGUCAUGCAAGAGAAAAUUAAACUUUAACAUGGAGACUGUGGAAGCCAAUAGAGCAGAAGAGGAAGGCCAGGGUAGUCGACUUGACCACCAGGAGCAGAAUAAUGAACGGCAUAAGCUUCGCAUGGAUUCAAGUGGACCGUCAACAUCUGCAGCUAAGGCAGGUCACCACAACACAUUUGAUAGAGAGGGACAACAGACACCGACUCCCUACAAUUAUGUUCACUCAAUAAAUAAAAUACCUUAUCCAGAAUCAACCCCUCUGGAAUCUGCAGCAGCACCACCUACUUCUAGAGACCAUAGCUUGAAUGUCAUUGCAAGAAGUUUCAAUAAACGAAAUUCCAGCAUAUGCCAAUCCAGAAGCGUUAGUAAGUACAAUCAAGUGCAUCAUCAAAGCAGUGGAAGCCGUGCCCAUGUUGUCUUUCAAGAAAAUUCCGGUGAGCAAAAUUUGGGCUUUGGAGCACAAUCAUCUGUGCAGACUACGCCUCAAGUUUUGGAGGAUUUGAUAGAUGUAACUGAUAAUCAAGGAACCAAGAGAGCAUAUAAACAUACUGUGAUUGGAAGUCCGCAAAAUAUGGCAUUCAUAGGUUCCCAACUCCAGUCUCAAGGAAUACCUGAACGGAAAACUGGUUCAGAAACACGCCAUAAAAAGCACGCUGAGGCUAAAUUUAGUGGAAGGUCACUCAGUAGGCAAUCUGGCUUUACAAUUGUUGAAAAAAUUAUGCAAGAAAUUGAAAGCAGAAGGAAUCAGAGUUUCCUGGCACAAAUGUCAACAGAGCCCCAGAAUGAUGAAUCAAGAAAUUCUGAUUGUAGAAGUCAGGCGAUUAACUUUAAUUCAAAUGAUAAUUCCACCAAUGUCAUUUGUGAUCGCUACACGAACUACGCCGAUAUUAGGCAUAAGUUUCAGCAACAGCAUGCUUUAUCUCAAGAGCAUCUAUAUUCAGAAAGUAUGCUACCAAAGACAUCCCCCAACUUUGCUGAUACGCAAAUCACCAAAUCCGUCGCUGCAGGGAUAAAGAGGAAGGAGUCAGCUGCGAUAAAUGGAAACAUAAAUUAUCCUCUUGGUGUUGUAGUCAAGAAACGGACUGCUGGACAACCAACAUAUAAGAAGAAUCCCCUUGUGGACAAAGUUGCACCACCAAGAUAUAAAGGGAACACAGUAGACAUAUAUUCCACCGUGGAUGAUAUAACCAAUGGCAUGGAGCAUCUUCACAUCACUAACAGUGGCAAAGAAUUAGUUUGGAAAGAGCAAAGUGCACUUGUUCCAUACAAAGGAGAUGGUGCUGUUGUUCCAUAUGGUCUUGUCAAAAAGAGGAAACCAAGGCCUAGAGUGGACCUUGAUCCAGAGACAAAUAGGCUGUGGAACCUUUUAAUGGGUAAGGAAGGAGGUGAAAGUCCAGAAACAAUAGACACAAAUAGAGAAAAAUGGUGGGAAGAAGAAAGAAAAGUAUUCCGAGGUCGAGUGGGCUCAUUUAUUGCACGAAUGCAUCAAGUCCAAGGGGACAGGCGAUUCUCCAAGUGGAAAGGGUCUGUGGUUGAUUCAGUGAUAGGAGUAUUUCUCACACAAAAUGUCUCAGAUCAUCUUUCAAGCUCUGCUUUUAUGUGUCUUGCAGCCAAAUUCCCUUUAAAAUCAACAACUGCUAGAGAACCAUACUGUGAAAAUGGUGGAAGUCCAGCAGUUGGAAAGCAUGAGGUUCGCAUAACAUAUCCAGAUGGCACAACUUAUCAUCAAAAAAUGGCAAUGGAACCAGUGUCUGGACAUAGUCAAGUGACAUCAACUGAAACAUCCACAUACAGAACGGACAGUGUUAUGCAGAAAAAAGGACUUCUCUAGGUUAACGAUCACUAUACCAGGAGAACAGAGGAAGAUAUCAUUUCAUCACAAAGUUCCUCAGAAUCUUUUGUUUUUCAAGCCACAGAAGAUGUUAGAUCCAGCUCUGCCUCAAAUUCAGACGCCGAAUGUGGGUGCAAUAUCAGCAAAAAUGUUGGGCAUCAAAGUGUUUCCCAACAGGCUGAAAGAAUUGCUGCAUUGCAGCAAAAUAAGUUCCACCUCCAAGAUAGUGUUUAUAUAGAUAAGAUACGUGUGAUUGAUAAUCAACAAUUUGAAAAACCAGCAAACACGCAAAGUCGAGGGUGGGCUGGAUCUCUAAAGCCCAACAGCAUAAGAGCUCUCAUCCUCCCAUUCCCUAAUUCAUGGACAAACAUGUUGAUGGGAAACUGGGAAGCAGAAGAUCUUGCUUUCUUGGGAAGAGAGAGCAUAGCUACUUUGACUUCAAAAGAUUCAAAAGGAACGGAACCACAAUGCAUGGAUGAUUACAGAGGUCAAAGUGCAGAAAGUGCUUUUAUGGUCUCGGAAGAUGGAAGAUCCGGAUUUCAGACAUCAUUAGCUAAUCACACAGUUCUAAAAAAGGGCCUUGAGUUGCAAAAUGAUUCUCUAGAUGAGUCUUCUAACAGGAAUUUUCAACAUUCCAUGAAGCAUAUGAGCGAAAAGCAAGGUGCUUUGCAUGCUGAAGGCACACUUCUGACGGACCCAAGAAGACCUGCUGAAGCAUUCAGCAAACAGCCAAGUGAUAAUAGCAAAUGCACAGAAGUUGAAACUGAUAUGGGACAAAGACAAUCUUCUGACAAACUGUCCAGAAAGACCAGUAUCUCAACUUCAAAUAUAAGAAAGCAAAAGGCUGAGAAGGUAAAAGCUGAACCAUUUAAUUGGGAUACGUUGAGGAAACAGGUUCAAUCGAAGAAGGCUGGGACAAUAGGAAGAAGCAGAGAGGCCAUGGACUCUCUUGACUAUGAAGCAAUGCGAAAUGCUGAUGUUGGUGAGAUAUCGGAGACAAUCAAGGAAAGGGGUAUGAACAACAUGCUAGCAGAGAGAAUGAAGAACUUUCUUAAUCGUUUGGUUGAAGAUCAUGAAAGAAUUGACCUUGAGUGGUUGAGAGAUGUUGAACCAGACAGAGCCAAGGAUUAUCUAUUAAGUAUACGAGGACUAGGACUAAAAAGUGUGGAGUGCAUACGGCUUUUAACCCUUCAUCAUCUUGCUUUUCCUGUUGACACCAAUGUUGGGCGUAUUGCCGUUCGACUUGGGUGGGUUCCUCUACAACCCCUUCCUGAGUCACUCCAGUUGCAUCUCCUUGAACUUUAUCCAGUCCUGGAAUCAAUUCAGAAAUAUCUUUGGCCAAGACUCUGCAAGCUGGAUCAGGAAACACUGUAUGAGCUACACUAUCAAAUGAUAACAUUUGGAAAGGUUUUCUGCACAAAGAGAGAUCCAAACUGUAAUGCUUGUCCAUUGAGAGGAGAAUGUCGACAUUUUGCCAGUGCUUUUGCAAGUGCAAGACUUGCUCUUCCAGGGCCGCAAGAGAGGCAAAUAGUAAGUUCAGCUGCUCCAAAAGAUGCUACUAAUAGCAAUGACGUUAUAAUAAAGCAUAUGCCACUGCCUCCGUCUGAGGAUACCAUGGAUCAAGGAGUGAGGUUGUCAAGGGAUUGCGAACCGCUAAUAGAGGAACCAACAACCCCAGAGCCACCCAUAGAAGUGGAAGAAAGAGAUAUUGAGGAUGCAUUUUAUGAGGAUCCAGAUGAAAUCCCUGUCAUAAAGCUCAAUAUUGAAGAAUUCACUACAAACCUACAGAGCUUUAUACAAGGGCAAAUUGAAAUUGGCGAAGGUGAUAUGUCUAAAGCUCUAGUUGCGUUAAAUCCACAACUUGCUUCCAUACCAACACCGAAACUAAAACACAUCAGUCGACUGCGGACUGAGCACCAAGUCUACGAACUUCCAGAUUCACAUCCUCUACUCAAAGAGAUGGAUAGACGAGAACCUGAUGAUCCAAGUCCAUAUCUUCUGGCAAUAUGGACUCCAGGUGAGACAGCAGAUUCUGUUCAACCUCCAGAAAGUAAAUGUAGCUCCCUGGGAGGAGGUGGUCUGUGCAUCAACAUGGCUUGCUUUUCAUGCAAUAGCACAAGAGAAGCACAGUCUCAGACAGUAAGAGGCACAAUUCUGAUACCUUGCAGAACGGCAAUGAGAGGGAGCUUCCCACUCAAUGGCACAUAUUUCCAAGUCAAUGAGGUAUUUGCCGACCAUGAAUCCAGUUUGAACCCUAUAGAUGUGCCAAGAAGUCUGCUGUGGAACCUUCCGAAAAGGACCGUAUUCUUUGGGUCAUCUGUCUCAUCAAUUUUCAAAGGCCUGUCAACUGAAGAUAUACAGUACUGCUUUUGGAAAGGAUUAGUGUGCGUCAGAGGAUUCGACAAGAAAACUCGAGCACCACGACCUCUAAGGGCCAGAUUGCAUUUCCCAGCAAGUAAGACGGUCAAGAGAAAUGAGGAAACAUAGAGUAAAGCUGCAGGUAAAGCUGAAAGUUAGAAUUGAUAACGAGCACAUUCCCUCACCGAGAAGUAAAGAAACUACAGAAGUAGGAUAACGGUAGACGUGCUAACAAUUCUUUCACAUUCAUCUCUCCUCUCCUAUGAGCUGCCAAUAACCUAUUCUUUGAUUGGUUUCUUGGACCUUGCCACGUAACAAGUAAGUCUCCCUCUGCUGCUCAAUGUGACAGGCCAUUCGUUGAUAUGGAUGGCUCGUACGUUAUAGACAGCUGCAACUUUUUUCAUAGGUCGAUUAUGUUCAUAAUUUAUGCUCACAAAGUGAGCCUCUUGUCAAAUGGUGAAGAGGAAGAGCAGUGAAAUGAAUGUAGUUUACUGAUAUAUCAGAUGUUUAUGUGCAUCUGUCACAAAAUUCUCUCUGGUUGUAGGAAUCAAGAAAGAUACUAUUGAUGUGUACCGUUUCACAUAUGUUGUAAACAUUCUUUUUAUUCAGAGAAUAAUACAGAUUUAAAUUAUUGAUAAA
Messenger RNA from Salvia miltiorrhiza (redroot sage), 6816 nucleotides. RefSeq names its product transcriptional activator DEMETER-like. Lineage: Eukaryota; Viridiplantae; Streptophyta; Magnoliopsida; Lamiales; Lamiaceae. Gene Ontology annotation, biological process: base-excision repair. Gene Ontology annotation, molecular function: DNA N-glycosylase activity; 4 iron, 4 sulfur cluster binding; DNA demethylase activity. The record is from RefSeq and is a predicted model, not a curated record.